UGAGAUCCGCCGAGACGUCUCCACCCCACUAUUACCUCGCUAACUACAUGGUGUACUACAUGGUGUACUACAAGAUCUUCUGCACCAUAGGGCAUACAAACUGGUCUCCAACAGAUAUACAGCAAGGCUCCACCAAUACAACCGUACAGGGUAUGGGAACAAUGUAAUGAGCGAUGCCGGAGCAUCCCCGGUCACGUGCACACCAUCUCACAUUUACGGGAAAACCGUUAUGUUUCAAAUAAUAUCCACCCAUACAGUUGUAGCAGUAGCAUCUAUACAUAUAUAUAUGAACAUAUACAUGGGCACACUUGAUUGUCCCGCACCAUUAGUAAGAGCAUUUGAUGGGCGGACGUCCACAAGACGAAGAAUAGGCGUUUUUCUUUUGUGAAUUUGCUGGUGCCGGUUCAGGAAAUUAUUGUAGGAAGUUUCGC
Molecule: messenger RNA, 431 nt
Organism: Hyphopichia burtonii NRRL Y-1933
Lineage: Eukaryota; Fungi; Ascomycota; Pichiomycetes; Serinales; Debaryomycetaceae
Exons: 1
Coding region: 167-388 (73 amino acids)
Source: RefSeq, a predicted model, not a curated record